Messenger RNA from Pristis pectinata (smalltooth sawfish), 719 nucleotides. RefSeq names its product ubiquitin-conjugating enzyme E2C (gene ube2c). The record is from RefSeq and is a predicted model, not a curated record. NCBI's taxonomy places the organism in Eukaryota, Metazoa, Chordata, Chondrichthyes, Rhinopristiformes, Pristidae.
GGGUCCAACGAGGCGGCCAGAGAGCGGCGGACGGGUCGGUGGCAGGAGACCCGGCUCGGAGAACCGCUUGUGUGGGGGGGACAGCGCCGCAGCACCAGUGACCCAAGGCCCCCGGCCCGCAGCCCGCAGCCACAAUGGCCCAGAACGUGGACCCCAGCACCGCCGCCGCCGCGGGGACCACCGCGACCCGGAAAGGCAGCGAGGGCGGCGCCGCCAUCGCCCGGGGCUCGGUGUCCAAGAGGUUGCAGCAGGAGCUGAUGACUCUCAUGAUGUCGGGUAACAAAGGAAUUUCCGCUUUCCCCGAGUCGGACAAUCUCUUCCGAUGGAUCGGCACCAUUGACGGCGCCGCGGGCACGGUCUAUGAAGGUUUGAGAUACAAGCUGUCUCUGGAAUUCCCCAGUGGCUACCCAUACAAACCUCCCACCGUGAAGUUCCUCACCUCCUGCUACCAUCCCAAUGUGGACGGCGAAGGCAAUAUCUGCCUGGAUAUUCUCAAGGACAAAUGGUCAGCACUUUAUGAUGUCAGGACGAUCCUGCUGUCGAUUCAGAGUUUACUGGGAGAACCUAAUGUACAGAGUCCCCUGAAUGUUGCUGCAGCUCAACUGUGGUCUAACCAGCAAGAGUACAAGCAACGACUACAUGAGGCGUAAUGCCCGGCAACUGAAGAGUUAGGGCUGGCCCAGAACUUACAGCUGCUCUCCUUACUCCUGUGUUCAUAC